AUGGAAGACAUUCACCCCAGCGACGCCCGCCGGCCCGUCGAAGGCCUGAGCCAACCCGAGUUGAGCGCGUGGCUGGACUCCCGCGGGCUCCCCGCCUACCGGGCCGAUCAGAUAAGACGAUGGCUUUUCCGGAAGCGUGUGACUUCGUUCGAAGCCAUGACCGACCUUUCCGGGGCGUUGCGGCAGGCCCUGGCCCGUGAAUUUGUCGUCGGCAGCCUGGCCGUGCAGCAGAGUCUUGGAUCCCGGGACGGCAGCGUCAAGUAUCUUUUCCGUCUGCAGGAUGGCGCCGUCGUGGAGACGGUCUACAUACCGGAGCCGGACCGGGCGACGCUGUGCGUGUCGACGCAGCGCAACCUCACCCAGGCGGAGAUCGUGGACCAGGUCCUGGAGGUGCAGCGCCGCUGCCCGGAGGAUACGCGAAUCUCGAAUCUGGUCUUCAUGGGCAUGGGCGAACCGUUGGCCAACUACGACGCCACCCGCGGGGCGCUGGAGGCCAUCACCGACGCCCGCAGCGGCAUGGGCAUUUCGCCUCGCAAGAUCACCGUUUCUACCGUGGGCCUGUUGCCGCAGAUGCGCCGGCUCAUGGAGGAGACCCGGGUCAAUCUGGCCAUUUCGCUGCAUUCGGUGCGGGACGAGGUGCGGUCCGAGCUGAUGCCGGUCAACCGGAAGUACUCGGUCGAUCAGUUGCUCGAAUGCUGCCGCUCCCUGCCGGUGCCGCGGCGGAAGCGCAUCACCUUCGAGUACCUGCUGAUCAGCGGCUUGAACGAUCUCGCCGCGGAUGCGGCGGAGCUCGCGGGGAAGCUUCACGGCAUCCGUUGCAAGGUGAACCUGAUUCCCUUCAACCCCCACGAGGGAAGCGGUUACCGCCGGCCGACGGAUCAUGUCAUCGAGCGGUUCGGGGAGACCCUGCGCGCCCGGGGCAUUCAGGCCAACGGGCAUCGCCUCCUGCCCAGCGAGGUCAACAACCGUGCCAACAUCUUCGGCAUGAAGAAGCUGGGGGUCGGCCGGAUCCUGUCAGUGAGCGCGGUGGGCAGUCUCAAGGAGGAGAUCGAGCCGGGCCAUGUGGUGCUGCCGGACCAGUUCAUCGACCGCACCUACAGGCGUCCCAGCACGUUCUUCGGUGACGGAAUCGUGGCCCACGUACAGUUCGCGGACCCGUUGUGCAACGACCUGAGAGCGGUGGUGGCGGAGGCGGCGGCCAAGGAGGACAUCCAGGUGCACGGCCGCGGCACCUACGUCUGCAUGGAGGGGCCGCAGUUCUCCACCCGCGCGGAGUCCGCGCUUCACCGGAGUUGGGGCGCCGACAUCAUCGGCAUGACCAACCUGCAGGAAGCCAAGCUGGCCCGGGAGGCGGAGAUCUGCUUCGCCACCAUCGCCAUGGCCACCGAUUACGACUGCUGGAACGAAGCCGCGGGCGACGUGGAGAUCGAGGAAAUCAUCGCGGUGCUGCAGAAGAACGCGGACGUGGCCAAGAGAAUCAUCCGGGGCACUCUGGAGCGCCUGUCACCGGAGCGCACGUGCCCCUGCGCUACGGCCCUGAGCGUGGCCAUCGUCACGGACCGCUCGUUGAUUCCCGAGGCUGCCGGAAGAGCUGGCGCCGCUGAUAGACAAGUAUCUCUGAAUAUCCAACUCGGACUAUUCGAAAGGGGCGUCCUUCGACUUCGCUUCGCUACGCCUGUCCUGAGCUUGUCGAAGGGCUCAGGACGAACGGUUGUGGACACUUUAUCCCCGUUCGUCCUGAGCGUAGCGAGUCCUGAGCUUGUCGAAGGGCGAGCGAAGUCGAAGGGCGCAAGCUCGCAGUUACUUGGAAGCGAAGUCGAAGGGCGCCAUUCCCGGUUCCGCCUGUAG
Molecule: messenger RNA, 1848 nt
Organism: Geodia barretti
Lineage: Eukaryota; Metazoa; Porifera; Demospongiae; Tetractinellida; Geodiidae
Source: the annotation of a GenBank genome assembly